Molecule: messenger RNA, 1575 nt
Organism: Penicillium psychrosexuale
Lineage: Eukaryota; Fungi; Ascomycota; Eurotiomycetes; Eurotiales; Aspergillaceae
Gene: nop12
Product: rRNA-processing protein NOP12
Exons: 2
Coding region: 1-1575 (524 amino acids)
Molecular function (GO): RNA binding
Source: RefSeq, a predicted model, not a curated record
AUGGGCAAAAAGUCAAAGUCUUCAUCCAAGACGGAGGAGAAGACCAGCACGUCCGCUGCCACUCUUCCCUUCGGUGGUGCAUCUCUGGACCCAACACUGUCCUCGCUUUUUGCGCAGAGUGCUGGUCCUGUGCAAGCUCCCGUGAUCAAGUACGUCAAGCCCACACAACGGGCAAAAAAGGACGAAGAUGAUGUUGCUGAAGAAGAGGAAUCAUCUGCGUCAGGCGAUGAAGUAAUGGAAGAUGCUGCCGAAGAAAGCGAUUCUGAGGCCGCAGAGGAGGAAGAACAACCUACGGACACACAGAACCGGAAACGCAAGCGUGGCAGUGCCGGCGAGGAUGUUGAGGAGACAUAUAUGCGUCGCAUUGCAAAGGAGGAGGAGAAGGAUGAGGAAAAGAGGAAGUCCGAGCAAGCAAAGCGUCAGAAGCAGACCGAACAAGAAGGUAGCGAAGAUGAGGAAGGCGAGGACUCCGACAAAGCAUCGGUAUCAGAAGACACCGACGACGAGGAGGCCGCUCCUGCACCUGUGCACGAGAGCUUGACUGGUUCCGCCAAAACCGAUGAAGUUGAGAAGUCCAACCGCACUGUCUUCCUGGGCAACGUCUCCACAGAGGCUAUCAGAUCUAAGACCGCCAAGAAAACACUUCUCAGGCACCUGGCCUCUUUCUGUUCGACGCUUCCUGAAUCCACCGGCCCGCACAAGAUCGAGUCGAUUCGUUUCCGCUCUGUUGCAUUCGCCAGUGGCGGUGGCAUUCCCAAGCGUGCUUCCUUCGCGAAGCGCGAGAUUCUCGAUGAGACCACACCCAGCACCAACGCAUACGCUGUCUACACCACUCUCCACGCCGCACGCAAGGCCCCCGCCGCCUUGAAUGGCACUAUGGUCUUGGACCGUCAUUUGCGAGUUGAUAGCCUUGCUCACCCCUCAGAAAUUGAUCACAAGCGCUGUGUCUUUGUCGGCAACCUGUCUUUCAUUGACAGUGAGACCCCCGAAGAGGACGAGAAGACCGGCAAGAAGAAGAAGGUUCGCGCUCCCGCCGAUAUUGAGGAGGGUCUCUGGCGGAUUUUCAACGCCCACACUGGAGGCAAGGACAAGAAGGCCAUCAAGAAGAACGUUGAGUUUGUGCGCGUGAUCCGUGACAGCACCACUCGUGUUGGCAAAGGAUUUGCCUAUGUCCAAUUCUACGAUGGCAAUGGUGUUGAGGAAUCGCUUCCGCUCAAUGGAAAGAACUUCCCGCCUAUGCUCCCCCGCAAGCUGCGUGUCACUCGAGCCCGUAAAAUCGCUAAGAAGCGCGAACCCUCCGGCCCCGAGACCAAGAAGUCUCGUGUAGAUGAGGCCCAGAAAACGAUGCAAGGACGUGCCAACAGGCUAUUGGGCCGAGCGGGUGCGGCCAAGGUGAAGGCCGAUGCUAACAGUACCAUUGCCGGCAACUCCUUCGUGUUCGAGGGUCACCGCGCUACUGAGGGAUCAUCAUCCAUCAAAAUGAAGCAGAAGAGCCGUGGAUCGAAGGCCAAGCGAGAAAGCAGAAGCAGCAAGCGGGCUGCCGCAUACAAAGCUGCGGGUGGCAGAAGGGGCUGA